AUGCUUGAUGAUCAAGAGGUGCUUGAGCAGAGAAUGCUUCUGUGGGGUGAGGAGGAGGAAGAGAUGAGAGUGCCGCGCGAGGAGAUUGAAGUAGAAGAGGAAGUCGAGCUGGAAGAUGAGGCUUUGAUCGUGUUUCCCUGUGCUGGGAUGUCGUUUCGGUGGUUUCGAGCAGUAGAAGGUGGUGAUUGUGAGAUCGGUCGAAGAGUAGCUUACGACAUAAUUGGAAAGUAUCGCACGAGUCUAGUAGCCAGAGGUGGUUCAUUCAUAGGCUGCGGAGAUAAUUUGUUGUUCUCUCUCAAAUUGUGUUGA
Molecule: messenger RNA, 309 nt
Organism: Melampsora larici-populina 98AG31
Lineage: Eukaryota; Fungi; Basidiomycota; Pucciniomycetes; Pucciniales; Melampsoraceae
Exons: 3
Coding region: 1-309 (102 amino acids)
Source: RefSeq, a predicted model, not a curated record